Messenger RNA from Sebastes umbrosus (honeycomb rockfish), 1353 nucleotides. RefSeq names its product potassium channel tetramerization domain containing 14 (gene kctd14). NCBI's taxonomy places the organism in Eukaryota, Metazoa, Chordata, Actinopteri, Perciformes, Sebastidae. The transcript is spliced from 4 exons. The coding region runs from base 66 to 1040 and encodes 324 amino acids. Gene Ontology annotation, biological process: protein homooligomerization. The record is from RefSeq and is a predicted model, not a curated record. Gene Ontology annotation, molecular function: protein binding.
CACACCCAUUUCACGUGUAGUCCAAUGGGUGCAGUACAGUGUUGUGUGGAGGAAAACAAAAUAAAAUGGGUAAAUGCAGGUUUAACUCUCUGUGGCUGGACAACAGUGGGUUCAGUGGGUGGUUGCAGCCGGUGCCUGGAGAUGUUUAUGGAGCUUGCUGCACUCUCUGCAAGAAGACUCUGAAACUUGGAACACUGGGAGUCAGGUCUCUGGAGUCUCAUGCAAGAUCAGUAAGACAUAAAGCUGCUGUGAAAGAAGAGCAGCUGAUGCCUGUAAUCAGCCACUAUUGUUCCAUGUCUGUAUCUGGAGCAUCGACUCCAACAGACCUCCAGACUGCGUUUGGAGCUACACCUACACUAGAAGAUGAGCCCUCUCCCGUUGUGCAGUUGAACGUCGGGGGUCACCUGUUCAGCACCUCUCUCAACACCAUCAGGAAACACCCCGAGUCCAAGCUGGCCGAGCUGUUCAGCAGACCGCCCAAACUACGCACCGACGCACAGGGACGCUACUUCAUCGACCGAGACGGUUCCCACUUCGGAGCCGUCCUGGAGUUCCUGAGAUCAGACUUGCUGCCCACAGAGAACAUCCAGGAGGUCCACGGGGAGGCAGUGUACUACAACAUCAAACCACUGGUCAAACGUUUGGAGGAAACUCCUCAGCUGUUUGGAGAGCUGGUGGGAAGGCAGCAGUUCCUCUCCAGAGUCCCGCACUACAAAGAAAACAUCGAGGUGCUGAUUCGUAUCGCCAGAGCCGAGGCCAUCGCCGCCCGCCACUCCACCAUCAUGGUCUGCGUACUGCGGACGGAGGAGGAGUUGGGUUUUUACGAGAACGCCAUCAACAGCCUGGAGGCGGAUAAAGAGUCCGUGGUGACAUUCGGACCCUGGAAGGCCGUCCUGUCCGUCAAAGACCUGCUGGACUGUGUAAAGAUGGACAUCGAGAGUCAGGGCUACAAGGUGAGCAUCCAGCCUCACGUCGUGGAGAAGAACUUCCUGUCCAGGAGCUAUGACUACUUCCACAAACUCAUUUUCACCUGGUGGUGAAGAGAGGGCUGCUUUUCUACUUUUAUUCAGAGAAGAACUGUACAUACUGUACACCCACUAUGCACCCAUGUGGAAAAAUGUGUUUUAAUUUUAAACAUUUCAGACACAAGGGGUCAGUAAAGCAUGUGUAUAUAAAGGUACUGUGGUUUAACAUAGAGUGAUGGGCCCACUGAAGUAUUUUUCUAUCCUUAUUUUCUUACAACAAAGGCUUUUGUCUUAUAAUUAAUUGGUGCUUAUAAAUACAAAUAUUGUUUUAUGUAAUGUCAGUGAAAUCUGCUGCUAAAUUUUAAUAAACAAAUAUUCAGUUACAAAA